Paramecium sonneborni is the source of this 1709-nucleotide messenger RNA. Lineage: Eukaryota; Ciliophora; Oligohymenophorea; Peniculida; Parameciidae. The record is from the annotation of a GenBank genome assembly.
GUUAAUUAAAGUGAGAGAUGUCAUCUAUAUUGAAUAAAUUUAAGAAAUAAACAACAUCUGAUACUCCAGCUGGUAUUAAAUUAGAAAAUACAUCAUUUGGUUAAUAAGCUGGAACAUAUUAGCCUCCAAUAAUUCCUGCAGUUUAAUUACCAUAAUCUAAUUAACCAAGAUAAAAAGGAAGACCUGGUGGAGGUAAGAAUAUAUGAAUUUAAAUAAAGGUUGGGAUGAUGAGCCUUAGCCUUAGAUUGAAAAAAAUACUAUAUAAAAUAAAAAAGGGACCAAUUCAAUUAAUUUGUUAAAUGAUACUCCUCCUAAGUAAAAUGAAUAAAAAAUUAAUCAUGAUGUUCUUCUACCUCCUUAACCUGUCAUAGGAAAUAUUUAAUUGAGCAGAAUUACAGAGUAUAGAAAGGGAUAGUUAUUAACUUAUGAAGAAUUAGAAUAAGGAGGAUUGUAAUUAAUUAUUUAAUGUUUAGUGAUUAUGAAUUCCAUUUGGUAGAUGAAGCCAUUAAAUUGGGUGGUAUCAAAUUAAAACAAAGUGAUACCGUACUUAAAGAAUUUGCAAGAGCUAUUACAACUAUUUAAGAAUAACUUAUAGGAAGCAUACUUUUAAAUAAAUUACAUAGUGAUGAUAACUGGAAAGUGUAAAUUGUAAAAUCUUUGAUUAAUUUAUUAGAGAUGUAUAUAUGCUAUAUAAUAUGUGUGUUAAUAGUAUUAAAACUAUAGAGAAUUCUUCUAAGUCAAUCAAUAAUAUUUGAGAGUAGAAACAGACUAAUAAUUGUUAUCAGGAGCUAUUGAUUAAACAUUAGCUGAAGUUAAUGGUCAAUCAAUUUAAAAACAAAAGGUUAUUAAUUAUUUUUAAUUACAAGGAAUUUUAAUUUGAAUUUAGAGAACCACCUAAACCAUAAUCAACUUCAUAAACUUCAUAGAAUCAAUAGCAAAAUUUGAUUGAUAUUUUAGAUGCUCAACCAAAUGAUUCAUCAUAACAAAAGUAAUAGUAAUAAAAACUUAAUUUAAAAUAACUUAAAAUUAAAUAACCUAAUGUUUAGACAUAAUAGUUACCUUAAACAUAAUAAUAAUCUUAAGUAACAUAGCCUUUUGUGUAAUAAUAACCUUUUAUUUAAUAACAAUAAUAAAACUAGUAUAAAAAUACGUAAACGAUUAAUUUAUUAGAAGCAUUUAGUGAUCUGUCUUUAGAAAAUUAUAAUUAAUAAUAAAUAUAACCAACAUAAUAAUAAAAAUACUUAUAAUAAUCAUAUUAAUAAGUAAAUUAUUAAUAACAAUAAUAAUAACAAUAACAAUAAUAAUAACAAUAACAAUAAUAAUAACAAUAAUAAUAGCAAUAAUAAUAAUAAUAAAUUCAAAAUGGAAUAAGUUUUGAUGAUUUACUUAAUUAGUAAACAACAAAUUAAUAAUAAACUUAACCAAAAAAGAAUGCCUUUGGAUUUUUAAAAAAAGAUUAGUAACAAUAAUUGGCAUCUUAAAAUAAUUAAUAAGCAUAAUAAACUAUAAAUUUACUAAAUUCUCCUUAAUAAUUGUAUUAAUAACCUUAAAUAAAUAAUUAGAUUCCAUAAUAGCAACCAUUAUAUUUUAAUAAUCAAUCUCAUAGCAAUUAAAAUCAAUAAAUUUAUACGUAAAAUCAAGCACAAUUUAGCAAUCAAUAAUAUUCAUAAAAUAACAAAAAGGAUUUAAUUGAUUUUCUAAAUAUGUGA